AUGGAGUCAUCAAACGAGCCUUUUUUGAUUGUCAAUAAUACUGCAGAACAUUAUCAAAAUCCAUGUCAAGUUGUUCCUUGUAAUGCUCGUCAAUAUUUGAUGUGUCCUCAUUGUUCAUUUUAUCUUUGUUUCAAACAUGCACAACAACAUCAACAUCAAAUACAAAAUGAAACAUUUGUUUUGCAUAAUCGAGCAAAAAUUUUAGAAAAAACAUUAAAAGAAUAUAAACCUGUAGAAAUAAUUAUAGGGGAAGUCAUGAUUUCAUUAAAUGAAUGGAAACAAAAAAUGCACAAUUUUAUCGAUCAAUAUAGUGAACAAAUUAAAGUGCAUAUUGAACAAGCACAAAAUCGUCUGAAUGAUCAAUGGAUUAUAACGAGAGAAGAAUAUUUAGAAAUGCUACAUCAUUUUAUAGUUGAACCUAUUGAUCAAUUGCAAACAGCAUCAAAACAAAUUCAUCCGGAUGAAAUACGACAAAUUCAUGCUCGAUUAGUUCAUGCUCAAGACCAAAUCACAAAUUUAUUAGCGUAUCGGGAUCUGAUUCGUAUUAAUUUUGAUUCGUGUUCAUUGGAUGGCAAUAUUAAUAUUUCUCGCGGCCAUUUUCCUUCACUGGCAAUGCCUUCAAUGGUACCUUCGUUGAUAGAAUCUUCUAAUAGAUCUGAGGAUAUUCCUCGUCUAGAUCGUACUAAUGUACUUUAUCGAUUCAAUACAUUAUCGACAGAUACGUCAGCUUUAGGUGUUUCUUCAUCUCGAAUUAAUGAUUCUACUCAAAUAUUUGUGACAUGGACUAAACCAAACAAAUUAGUUAUUUUUGAUGCUAAAAAUGGUAUGACCAAAUAUGUAGAUGUUGAGCCAUCAUUUAUAACAAUUAAUGAUAUUAUAUGGUGCGAUUACUUAAAUGUUUUUCUUAUUUCUGGUGCUGCUUUGCAUACUUUUGAUGUAAUCAAUAAUGAUGUUAAGAAAAUUUUUACAUCUGAGAAUCCUCAAAUAUGGUCGAUUACUACGCAUAAAACCAGUUUGUUUAUCUGUUAUGUCAUGGGUGAAUCACCACUUAUUGAACAUCGUUCAUUACCAUCAUUUCGAACAAUUCAAACGUAUACUCGUUCACAACUUUUACCUACUGAUUCUUCAUCAACAGUUGAAAUAGCUCGUUGCAUUCGAACAAAUGAUUAUCAUAUAGCCAUGACUGUUAGAAAUCUAACUACGUACGAAUGGCGCGUCGAUAUAUUUAAUCGUCAUAUGCAACGAUUAUUCAAAGGUGAAAUUUUAGGAAAUGCAGUCUAUUCAGAUUAUUGGUGUUGCCUAUUAACAUGUUAUCGAUCUUCGUGUUGGUUAAUUAUGAACAAUACAUCAGAACCAGAAACAUUAACAUUAAUUGAUAAACAAGCACGCAUCAUACAACAAAUUCAAUGUGAAGGAUACAAUAUUUGUGUUUUACAUGGGCAAAAACGUUUCGUCAUUAAAGAUCAACAUGGAUUAGCAGUAUUUCGUUUUUAA
Molecule: messenger RNA, 1494 nt
Organism: Rotaria socialis
Lineage: Eukaryota; Metazoa; Rotifera; Eurotatoria; Philodinida; Philodinidae
Source: the annotation of a GenBank genome assembly